Eriocheir sinensis (Chinese mitten crab) is the source of this 5184-nucleotide messenger RNA. RefSeq names its product ceramide glucosyltransferase-like (gene GlcT). The record is from RefSeq and is a predicted model, not a curated record. Bases 1316 to 3184 code for a protein of 622 amino acids. Lineage: Eukaryota; Metazoa; Arthropoda; Malacostraca; Decapoda; Varunidae. Gene Ontology annotation, cellular component: membrane. Gene Ontology annotation, molecular function: ceramide glucosyltransferase activity. Gene Ontology annotation, biological process: glucosylceramide biosynthetic process. The transcript has 9 exons.
AUAUGAUUGUCAGUAUACAGGCACUGUGUGUGUGUGCCUGUGUUUAUGUGAGUGUGUACGUGUCUGUUGAAUAUAUAUACACGUCCAAUGAAGAAAAUACUUGACUUGAAGGGGAUAUUAUUCUAUUUUCAAGCCCUGUACUAAUACUCGUGUCAGGAAUCUGGACUAAACAUAUUUAUAAUCUAUAUCAAGAAGUGCAGCUCACCACAACCACCACCACCACCACCACCACCAUUAUGGAUUGUGGUGGGGUCGUGAAGAGGGGAAGAAGGGGAAUGAUGGAGGUGUCUCUCUUCUUCCCCAUCAUCAUCACCGCCACCCUAUCCCUUUGACCUCCCCAACUACUACUACUACUACUACCUACUACUACUACUACUACUACUACUACUACUACCACUGCGGCUUCGUUUGCUGCAGUGUUGGUAUCUUAUAAUCUGCAAGGGAUAGUUCAACCUCCUCCUCCUCCUCCUCCUCUUCCUCCUCCUCCUCCUCCUCAGUUUUAAAGGAAGAGCGACGAAGGAAGGAAGGAAGGAAGAAAGAAAGAAGACAAAGUGAAACAAGAAAGAAAGAAACUCAGACUGAAAGAUAAAGAAAAAGAUAAAUAGUUAAGAGAAGAGCAAACCGGAGGCAACUUGAAUAAAGAAAAAAGAGAGAAAGAAAAAAAAAGAAAGGAAUAAGAAGAGAGAGAAAAGAGUUGAUUAGUUUCUCUUCUUUUCUUUCUCUUUCUCCCCCCGUGUGUGUGUGUGUGUGUGUGUGUGUUGGAAAGAGAAAGAGAGAGAAGGAAGGAACGAAAUAAAUAAAGAAAGACAGAUAAAUAAGAGGAAAAGAGAAGGAAAAUAGGAAGUAAGAAAGAACGACGAAAGAGGAAGAGGGAAAAAAAGAAAUAGAGAAAGAUAAGAAACAAUAACGGACUAAAAACAAAAGAAAGUAAAGAAAAACAAAGAAAAUAACUUGCCUGAAAUAUUAAAGAGCACCAGAACGCGAAAAGUAGGACAAAAAAAAGGAGAAAAAGAAAAGGACAAGUUAGACCUCACCUUCAAUUCUCUCUUAUCUUGUUACUGUGUUCGUUUGUGUGUUAACUUACCCGUCUAUCUAUCUAUCUAUCUGUCUAUUUAUCUAUUUAUUUAUCUAUUUAUUUGCGUAGCUUUCUAUUUGCUCUCUACCAUUACUACUACUACUACUACUACUACUACUACUACUACUACUACUACUAUCACCACCAUUACCACCACCUAGUUCUCAUUCUCAACAACCACAACCACUCUUCACCACCACCUUCAUCACCACCGUCAUCACCACCACCACCACCACUUCGAUGUCCUCACCCACUCACCAUUUGGACUGGCUGUGGUCGGUUCUUACCCACACCCACUCCACCACCUCCACUUCCUCCUCCUCCUCCACCCCCUCCUCCUCCUCCUCCACCCACUUCUCCAGACAGCAGGCCUUGGCUUGGCUCUGUAACUUCGCUGUCCUCCUGCUGAUCUCCACGGCUGCCCAGACUAACCUCCCGGCAGUCUCCACUACCUCCAGUUAUCCCUCAGGUCCUCCUCCUCCUUCUUCUUCGCUUGUUUCUCCUUCCUCCUCCUCCUCCUCUUCGGUAUCUUCAGCUCCUCGUUCUCCUCCUCCUCCCUCCUUCGUUUCUUCGGGUUCUGUGACUUCGACUCCAACUUCAGUCUUAUCUCCGUUGAAUUCUUCGUCUGCUUCGUCGCCUUCUUCGGGUUCCUUGACAUCGAACUCCACGCCAACGACUUCAAUCUUCUCUCCGUUGAAUUCUUCUUCGGGUUCUUUGACAUCGAACUCACCGCUAACGACUUCGAUCUUUUCUUCGGCUCCAAACUUCACCUCGAUCUCGCUCUCUGCACCUUCCUCGCCCUCCUCGACCUCGGCCUUCAAGUCAUCCUCAGCCUCAACCACGUUCUCGAAUUCAGCCUCCUCGACCUUCUUCUCGUCCUCGGCCUCAAUGGGGGAGCUCGAGGUGGUUCGGCUGGUCCUCGCGGGCGCCAUCCUCGUCUUCUGGGCUGGCUUUUGGAUGGUCCACCUCAUCGGCAUCAUCUAUGGCUACCGCCGCUUGCACCGAAGGAGAGGCGUGGAGGGAGCCGGAGGGGAGAAGGGCGCCAUGGGUGUCAGCAUUCUCAAACCCCUCGUUGGCAACCCCAUGGACCCGAACCUCAUGACCAACCUCGAGACGUUCUUCACCAUGCAGUACCCCAAGUACGAGUUGCUAUUUUGCAUUCAAGAGGAGGGCGACCCCAGCAUCAUGGUCGUGCAGCAGCUCAUGAAGAAACACCCCCACGUGGACGCCUCAUUCUUCGUGGGAGGCAAGGAGGUCGGUGUUAACCCCAAGAUCAACAACAUGCAGCCGGGGUACAUGGCAGCCAAGCACGAGCUCCUGCUGGUGUCGGACUCUGGGGUGAUGAUGAAAGAGGACACACUAAGUGACAUGGUGGCCCACAUGACGCCUGAUGUGGGUAUCGUCCACCAAAUGCCAUUCUGCUGUGACCGAAAGGGCUGGCCGGCCAUACUGGAGAAGGUGUACUUCGGCACAAGCCACGCCAGGAUGUACCUCUUCCUGGGCCUGCUGGAUGCCCUGCGGCUGCGCGUCAACUGUUGCACUGGCAUGUCCUGUCUCAUGAGGAAGAAGGUGCUGGAUGAGGCAGGAGGUAUCAGUGCCUUCGGGAUCUACCUGGCGGAGGACUACUUCUUCGCCAAGUUCAUCCAGGACCGAGGCUGGGGCAUCCGCAUUGCCUCACAGCCGGCCUGGCAGAACACCGGCACCUGUAGGGUCAAGACUUUCCUCUCUCGGCUGACAAGGUGGUGCAAGCUGCGAGUGGCGAUGGUGCCGCACACAAUCCUCCUGGAGCCAGUGAGUGAGUGCAUGGUGCUGGGCCUGGUGGCGUCCUGGGCUGGCACGGUGCUGCUGCGCGCCGACUACCUCACCUUCUUCCUCUUCCACACCCUCACCUGGUCUUUAGCCGACUGGGUCAUGCUCAACAUCGUGCAGAACGGCCCUCCACCCUUCACCAAGUUCGAGUUCGUCAUCAGCUGGCUCUUUCGGGAGGUGAGUGCCCUCUUCAUCUUCCUUCACGCCCUCUGGAACCCCGUCAUCAGCUGGCGCGACGGAUCCUUUAAGCUGCGCUGGUUUGGGGUGGCCGAGCCCAUCAACAGCAGAGUGGUCGUCUGAACCUCCCCAAGACUGUUCCUGGUGCUGCGCUACUCUGGGAUGGUGGCUAAGGGGGCGGCGCUACUCUGAGGAGUGCCGCUGCCUGUAUGGAGGAGUCGUAGGAGUCGUGCAUCUUCCCAGGGGGUCAAAAAUGUCAAAUGUCCCUCUGGAGUGCUGGUAUUCUCCUAUUUAUGACACUGCUAACUGGGAGACUUUGGUACUCCUCCUGGUGGGCUUAACAUCUUCCUAAAGGGUUUUAUGAUCCUCUAAAGGGUGUUACUGUCCUCUAAGGAUAGCUAAUGUCCUCCAAAGGGGUUGUUUUCGUUCCCCGAGCAGUGACGUGGCAGCGAGGUGGAGGCAUAACAUCACACAGCAGAAAGACACGCCGAGUGAAGUGGACGUCCUACUGAGUCACGUCCGGGACUCUGAUCAACACCACACACGCAGGCAGACAUACACACAUGCAGCUCCUCUGGUCCAUAUUGUGACUGUGGCUGUGAUGGUGUGGCUGUGGCUGUGGUGGUGACUCAUGUGGGACUGGUGACUAAGAGAAAGAAAGGGAAGACAAAACCAAGAGGCAAGAAAUAAGAAUUACAGAAAGGAUGAAGAUAAGAGUGGGGAACGGACGAAAACUAGGAAAGAAAUGUGAAAAUAGCCACGAAAAGAACUAUAAUAAAAACUAGGAAAAGAAACAAGAAAAUAAUUAAUAACCAGGAUGAAAAUGAGGAUAACUACCAAGGCAAAACAAGUGUUCCGUGUGUCCUAUUUUGUCACCAGUGUGAAUUGACUCUCCCUAACACAGACACACAAACAGGACAGUGGCGCCAUAAACACUAACUGACAAGGAGGCUAAACGUGACUCUGGCCCUCUUGAUUGGUGCCUCCAGUGACUCUUGGGGAUAAAGGAGAGUGGGGUCACGUCCUCGGCCUUCUCCUCCCUCUAGUCAUUGUUUUGUUGUUGCGGGGUUGUGGUGUUGUGCCUGCCUAACCCUUCCGCCAGGACCCAGAGCUCAGUGACCGCCGCCAACGAGAAGAUCUGCAAUAAUAUAGCUUGUUACGACCACCCGCAAAGUAAUUUUGUUCCGUGCGCUCGUUAUCGUGGACGCUGCUUGUGGUUUGACACCGGGCGACUUGGCAACUACUGAACAAGACAUUGGACUGCCCUGGUGACCGUGUAAGUCGACCAGCACUACGCCCCUGUCGAGAGAGGAGAGCGCGAGGGUCUGGAAGGUGGCGCAAGUGAUGUCGCGGCUACUUAGAGCAAGACAAGGGCGGCCAACCAUGCUGUCCCCCACACAUUCCGUCCUCCUCAACGGCUGCCAACGUGAGGGUCGUCGAUCAUAACCACUGCUGCUGCCGUCACCGCUGCACUCAGGACGCUGCCGCAGGAAAUGGUGCCCUCCAAGACGACUUUAUUUUCCUGUAGUGUAGAGUCCAACGCGCUCGCUGGUUCAGAGACGCUGAGAGGUGCGGCUGACGAACGGAACUUGUGCAGUGUGAUGAGCCGAGACUAUGAAGGAAAUUAUGAAUACACAGUAAAUAAAUGAAUCUCCCUGAAGUGGUGAAGUCAGGGGGAGUGUAUGAGCUGCAUUUAGCGGAGAAACAAGUGGAGUAAUGAGGCUGUACUUAACCCAGUAGCAGCGACGGGCCAUAUAUGUGGCUUUACCGUGUAUCAGUGACGGGCCAAAUUCUUGCCUUGACAUAAACCCCCCAAAAUAGAGGAUACAUAAACUGAUCACAAAUGCGUUGAUACAUAUAAUGGUUUGCGUGAGUGCUGAUUUUUUCUCAUUAAUUCGCUUAGAGGGGUCUUUAAGAAACAUGAACGCCGCAGCUACCGGGUUAAAAGCGGAUGCCAGCAAAGUGGUGCCAGUUGCGAGUGAUGCACGAGUUAAAAAUUAGAAUCGCCUGGGCAUAGAUUGGAGAGCUUAAGAGAGGGCACAGCUAAAAGAGAGUGUGCGUGCAUAUGUGUGUGUGAGUGUACUUGUUUGUGUGUGUGUGUGUGUGUGUGAGAGGAGGUGGCA